Molecule: messenger RNA, 858 nt
Organism: Closterium sp. Naga37s-1
Lineage: Eukaryota; Viridiplantae; Streptophyta; Zygnematophyceae; Desmidiales; Closteriaceae
Source: the annotation of a GenBank genome assembly
AUGGGAGAAGGACCGUUGGACCUGGUCGCCCAGCUGCAGGUUGAGGCGUUUGACCAAUACGAACAGUUGGGCAGCAUGGCAGCGCGGCUGGUGGCGUUGUGCGGAAUGGAGGCGCUAGCAGUGGCGGCGGGGUUCUCGCUCAAGGUCCUUUGGCUCACAGACGCGCCCGUGCACGCCGCUCCCUUCUCCUCGCUCUUCUCCCUCCCCGCCCACCCCAAGAUCUCCAAACCGGACCUUCGGUGGGCAGUGGAGGACGUGUCGCCUGAGUGUGUGGCAGGGCCGCUGCUGCGGUCCCCACCACAUGGCUUCAAGUACAAAGCAGCGUCAGUGGGGGACUUCGAUUGCCCAAUCUUACCCUUCCCCUUACGCGCCCAUCACGUGCGGGACCCGUGUUGGAUGGCGGACGAGCUGGCAGCGUGUCUGCACUUACUGCAUCCCUCACCAGCCGUGGCGCGCCUGCUUGCAGAUGAGGAUAUUCCACGCGUGCAGCGCUCCACUGCUGCUUUCCUUGAGCACACCAGGACACCCCUCUGGACUCCUGCGCCGGCUGUCCCGCCAACAUCUCCCAGAUCAUCCCGCCCUUCUCCCACCCUCCCACUCUCCUCCUCCCGCCCGGAGCCGUCCUACCUUCUCCAUCUGCCCUCCCUUCCCAUCUUGCGUGCCAACCUCCCUUCCUUCCAUGACCCCUACCCUCCUUGUCCCCCCUUCCUACCAUGUUUCUCAUCCCUGGAGCCUUCCUUCCUCCCGUCACCCCCUCCCUUAGUUCCAGCUACAAGCAGGACUAAGCUAGUCCCCGGCGAGCCUGGCGGCAUGCAGCAGAUGCACGGCCAGACGCACGAAGGCGACGCCGCCGCAUGA